AUGGCGUCCACCUCCGCUUCCCCGUCCGCGUCUGCGACCGAGCCUGCUGCAGCGACCGCGCCUGAGGGUGAUCCUCCAGCUACCGUCCUGCCGGGCGAGGGGGCCCCCGAGAUCGCCUUCUUCGACGUCGAGACCUCGGUGCCGCAGCGGGCGGGCCAGGGCUACGCGCUGCUCGAGUUCGGCGCCAUCCUCGUCUGCCCGCGCAGGCUCGUCGAGGUCGCCUCCUACGCCACGCUCGUCCGCCCCGCCGACCCGGUCUCCGCGGUCUCGGCGGCCUCCGUGCGCUGCAACGGCAUCACGAGGGACGCCGUGUCGGGGCGCCGCCCUUCCGCGACGUUGCCGACGCAGUCUACAACCUCCUCAACGGGAUACGAACCGCAUAGGGACAGAAAUGGCCACAUUCGUUGCAUUGCUUUUAUGGGUGUAGGGAACUGUUCUCAUCCUAGCCACAUGGACGAAAGGCGGGUCUGGGCAGGGCACAACAUUGUGAGGUUUGAUUCUGCAAGAAUAAGAGAGGCAUUCAGUGAGAUUGGCCGGUCACCUCCUCAACCCAAGGGGAUGAUCGACACCUUGCCUCUGCUUACCCAACGGUUUGGAAGGAGAGCAGGGGACAUGAAGAUGGCAAGCUUGGCAAAUUACUUUGGCCUGGGGAGGCAAAGGCACAGGAGUCUUGAUGAUGUUAGAAUGAACCUUGAAGUUCUCAAAUACUGUGCUACAGUUCUGUUCCUGGAGGCAAGUCUUCCAGAGGUGCUCACUGUUGAAAAUCUGGUUGAAGGUGCAACAAGGAGCCGAGCUAAUGGUACUGCAUCCCCUGAUUUGCCAAAACCUGAAGCAAAGUCUCCACCGGAUUCAUCAAAAAGGCAACGGACAGUUUCUCCAGUUGAGUGUGUGAUGCCUGAGGAAGGUAAUCAAAGAACAAGUGAUCCUUCUACCAACAGGGAAUCUGUUGAGUUGGUAUCCCACAUUGAGGAGAUGAAGCUAGAUACCACCACGCAUAUGGAUGCAAGUUCUAGUGGUUAUUCUGGAUUUCUUGAGCCAGAUGAUGUUUCCAUUGAAUGUAUUGAAAUCUCAGUUGCUCCAUUACACCAAUUUGGCCGAAGGUCAUCUAUCCAGCACAGAGAUUGCCCACUACAGCUUUGUUGUGCAGGCUUGAAAGUACAGUUUGGUGUCAGUACAAAGUUUCUUGAUAACGCAGGGCGGCCAAAGAUGAGCAUAGUGGUUGAGAUCCCUGAGAGUCUCAGUAAAGUUUUGGAAUUCUGCGAUGAUCUUGCUAGGAAGUUAUCCCAGGAAUCUGGUAGCAGUUCUGAAUGGAGACCCCUGAUUAAGAAGUAUGGAUACGUUAAUCGUCCGACUGUCCGCCUUAACAUCCCUACUAUUGCAAACAGCGAUGCUACGGCCUACUCAACUGAUAUAUGCCAGAAAGAGCCUAGUGGCAGCAUCCAGGAACUUGAUUUCAGCAAUGUAGCCACCACAGAAUUGGACUCCCUGUUUGUUAAAGGGAGCAAGGUGGACGCAUUCUUCUCACCGGAGCUAUACGAUUACCAGCAAAAUGCUGGCAUUCGGCUGGUUGCAAAGAGGCUGGUUGUACACUCGAAUCAGUACCUGGCUCAUUUAUUAUAA
Miscanthus lutarioriparius is the source of this 1620-nucleotide messenger RNA. The record is from the annotation of a GenBank genome assembly. NCBI's taxonomy places the organism in Eukaryota, Viridiplantae, Streptophyta, Magnoliopsida, Poales, Poaceae.